Molecule: messenger RNA, 195 nt
Organism: Phytomonas sp. EM1
Lineage: Eukaryota; Euglenozoa; Kinetoplastea; Trypanosomatida; Trypanosomatidae
Source: the annotation of a GenBank genome assembly
AUGACAAAUGGGAAAUCUGAAAUCAGUUUGAAGAUUAUAGCUUACUCUAAAUGUAUUUUCAUUAACUUUUUUCUUUUAAUUCAAUUUUGCUCAGUUUUCCUUUCGAGUUAUAUCUAUACCAGUAUUUUAUUGACAAUAUAUAGUAAAAGAGUUUCUUUUUUCUUCUCGUACAAUUUUUUAACUUUAAAUACUUAA